Messenger RNA from Caretta caretta (loggerhead turtle), 4161 nucleotides. Lineage: Eukaryota; Metazoa; Chordata; Testudines; Cheloniidae. The record is from RefSeq and is a predicted model, not a curated record.
AAGUGAAACUCAGCAGCUUCUUCCAACCCUGAUCGGACAGAGCCACCCGCAAUCCCCCCAGCCCGCACUCUCCGCCUCAUUCUCCCUCUCGGGGAAGGUCAGAGACCAAACGAAGCCCCCUGCUCACAGAGCCUCGGCCAGCCUCUGGGAGAGGUCCCUGCCCGCUGGUAGUCAGCCUCCGCCCCGUGCACGGCAGCCCCUGGAGGUGCUGACUCCCGCAGCGGGGAGCAAUUGUGGGAAUGCCCCAGCCACGGCUCACGCUAGGGGGCCCAUGUGCUUGCAGAGGCAGAAUGGCUGGCAGAUUCUGGCUGGCAGCCAGCACCCUGGCCAUGAUCCUGGGCAUGGCAGUCCCUCAGGAGAACGUGUGUCGAGCACUAAAUGGCAAAGAUGGCUACCCGGGAGUACCGGGCCUCAAUGGGAGGCCAGGGCAGAAAGGCGACAGGGGCGAGCCAGGGUUGCCGGGAAGGAGAUCGGGGAUCCAGGGACCCAAAGGUGAUGAAGGGGAGCCUGGGUCUCCCGGCAUGCCUGGGAACCAGGGCUACAGGGGGCCAAAUGGUUCCCCCGGGCUCCCAGGGCAGCCGGGGAGGAAGGGAGCCAAAGGCAAGGCUGGCAAUAUCAAGGACCAGCCCCGACCCGCCUUCUCGGCCUCCAGGAAGAACCCCCCGACCCACGGGAACGUGGUGGUCUUUGACAAUCUCAUCACUGACCAGGACAGCACCUACAGCACCCAGACGGGCCAGUUCACCUGCCGGGUGCCCGGCGUCUACUACUUUGCCUUCCAGGUGAUCUCCAGCGGGAACCUCUGCCUCAGCCUCGCCCUCAAUGGGGAAAAGAAGUUGGGCUUCUGCGACAGCAACAGCCGCGGCGUCCUGCAGGUGAACUCAGGCAGCGGUGUGCUCAGGCUGGCCCCGAACGACCGGGUCUGGCUGGAGAGCGACCCCCGCCAAGGCAACAGGGUGUACGACGGCACCGAGGCCAACAGUGUCUUCAGCGGCUUCCUGCUCUUCCCUGAGACCCAAACCGGUGCCUCGUCCAGGGGCCGGCGCUCCUGGAACAUGCUGGACAGACAGGUGAAUGGCUCGACCUCGAAAAAGACUUUUGCUGAUGCAGCUACACUGCACACUGCCCCUGGUCCUGCUGCUGACCCUGGCACCCCCGGUCUGGUCCUUCCUGCCCUGCCCCUUGGCGGCCAGGCCCCUGACGAGGUGGGGAGCACUGGCGCGGCAUUCAGUGCUGCCCGGCACUGUGGAAAACGCUUGCUCAGAAGAAAUGUCCAGGACAGGGAUGUGAAACUUGGCCAGGGCCCCAGCGAGGGGGCUGGUCUUUCCAAGAGGCCUGUCCUGGACUCCUUCAGCCACCAACUUCCUCCUGGCUGGUGUUGCAGCCAGAGCUCUGACAAGCCAGCCAGCAACCCCACCACAGCAGAGCCCUCCAGAGAGCGCAGGAGCCAGCGCCCUGCCCCAGAGAGGACAAUGAUAGUCAAGAACGUCUGGGAACCAGUGGGCCUGGGCCUAGCCCUUCUCCUCCUGGCGCUGGAGACCACCGUGACAGGCAACGCUUCCCACAGCUGCUAUGGUACCCCUGGGCUGCCUGGCACACCUGGCAUGCCUGGCAAGGAUGGCAGAGAUGGGCUGAAAGGAGUCAAAGGCGAACCAGGCAUCCCGGCCAUUCCUGGAACCCGAGGGCCCAAGGGGAAGAAAGGAGAACCUGGCAUCCCUGGCCUGCAAGGAAAAACUGGUCCCAUGGGUCCCUCUGGCAUCCGGGGAGAGCCGGGUGAGCAAGGCCAGCCUGGAGGGCCCGGCAUGGCUGGCAAUUACAAGCAGAAGCACCAGUCAGCCUUCUCAGUAGUGAGACAGACCGGGCAGCACCCAGACAAGAACGCCCCGGUGGUGUUCAACCACGCCAUCACCAACCCCACCCAGGACUACAACACCACCUCGGGCAAGUUCACGUGCCGCGUGCCCGGCCUCUACUACUUCGUCUUCCACACCUCCCAGAUCGCCAACCUCUGUGUCAACAUGUACAAGAACCGGCAGAAGGUGGCCAGCUUCUGCGACCACAUGUCCAACAGCAAGCAGGUCAGCUCCGGAGGCCUGCUGCUGCGCAUGGACACCGGGCACCAGCUCUGGCUGGCAGUCAACGAUUACAAUGGCAUGGUGGGCAUCGCUGGCUCUGACAGCGUCUUUUCCGGCUUCCUGGUCUUCCCAGUGGAGGCGAACCUGCAGCACUUCCACACUGAGAAGCCAGACAGAGGGCCAGAGCCAACAAUAAAAAAGGGAUGUGGCCAGUUCCUCUCCUUGCCCAGCCUUUGUCUUCUCACGCAAACUUCUGCUUUCCCUGCGCAGGGUCACUGCCAAGCUGGACUGAGACGCACCCGGCCUCAUCCCUGCUCGCUGCUGCAGGACGCUGCGAGCGCUGGUGCCGACAUGAUGCUGUGGGCCAUGCUGCUCUGCCUGUCCGUGGUCCCCCUGGCCAGGGCCGAUAGCUGCAAGGGCUACGCCGCCAUCCCGGGCAUUCCGGGCGCACCAGGACAGCCAGGCUCCAAUGGCAAAGAUGGAGUGGAUGGCCCGAAGGGAGAGAGAGGUGCCCCGGGGCAGGUGGACGAUGAAAUGGAGCUGGGGGAGAAAGGAGAGCCGGGGAGCCCUGGACACCCCGGGAAAGUUGGCCCCAAAGGCCCCGUCGGCUCCAAGGGCUCUCCGGGCCCCAUGGGUCCUCCUGGGCCAAUGGGUGAAUCUGGGGACUUCAAGACCACCCUCAAAUCUGCAUUCUCAGCUGCCAGGACCAUUAGCAUGCUGCCACGUCGGGAGCAGCCCAUCCGCUUCGACCGCAUCAUCACCAACGAGAACGGGCACUACGAGAACAGGUACGGGCGGUUCACCUGCCGGAUCCCGGGCCUCUACUACUUCACCUACCACGUCACCUCCCGGGGCAACCUGUGCAUCAACAUCAAGAAGGGCCAGGGCACCAAGGGGGAGAAGGUGGUGACCUUCUGCGACUAUGUGCACAACACCUACCAGGUCACCACUGGGGGGGUGGUGCUGCGGCUGCAGGCAGGCGAGUCGGUGUGGCUGGAGCCCACCGAGAAGAAUUCCCUGGUGGGGAUUGAAGGGGCUGACAGCAUCUUCUCCGGAUUCCUGCUCUUCCCCGACGCCUAGCCGCCUGUGGACAGCGCCCCAGCACUCACUCUCCGACGUGCUCCCCGCAUGUCACUCCCGAGCGCAACGCGCUGGCACAAGCUUCCACGCUACAGCCCGUUGAUACAUGAAGUGCUUUCCCCAGCAGCAGCGCCGGCUACCGCUCAGGGCACAGGCCCGUGGCACUUCCCCCGCGCAGAGCUGCCUUCUCUCGGUACUGCCCGUCCCACCCCUGGUGCAGCACCAGCUUCAGCCCUACCCAGCACGCAGCCCCCUGGCAGAGAACCCACAACAAGGGAGGCCUGGCCCCAGGAGACCCAUCCCUGAAUCCCUGGCAAGCGCCUGCGGAUCCCAGGCCCCAGCCCAUAGCGUUCACAUAGCUUCUGCUUGCCGCGGGAGGGAGACACAACCCCUUUAAAAUGAGCAAAGCACCAGCCCCCUCAGCACAGCUAAGAGUGAUGGUUGGCCCAGGGAAUCACAGCCAAGUGGGGGUUCCUGUCACAGCAGUGGGGAUUCCCCAGCAUUAAUUCUAUAGCCAAGGCUUCUCAUGCUGGAGAAUCAUGGCAGCCCAGCCCUGAUAGACAAAUAUUUGGGUGCAGUGGAAGUGCCCACCAUCCUCCCCCAGGGGGAUGCCCAGCUGUGAACCACUGUGGCCUGCUCACUGCAGCACCCAUGCUGUGGGGCCGAUGGGGUCAGGCCAAAGGGCCCCGCCCCAGCCCCAGCUCCCGGGAGAUGAUCCAUCAGGAGCAAUCUGAGAUCUGCACUCCCCUUUCCAACCCAGCUGGAGCUGCUGGACUAGCCAGAGCCUGACACCCUGCGGCUGCCCUGCUCCGGCCUGUAGCAGGGAGGAGACCUCCAGUGAGGACACCUGCAUCCUAGCCAGCCCCACUGCCUUCUCCACUCCAGUGGCUGCUUGCUAUCCAUUGGGGCUAGUGCUCGCCAGGCCUGAGCAUGCUCGUACACAUUCAGGCCCUAAGCCAGGCCCCACAGAGCAGAGACAGCCAAUAAACUUGAUUUCUGCUAUUGA